Messenger RNA from Fusarium pseudograminearum CS3096, 2765 nucleotides. RefSeq lists its product as uncharacterized. The annotation marks the transcript as partial. The record is from RefSeq and is a predicted model, not a curated record. Lineage: Eukaryota; Fungi; Ascomycota; Sordariomycetes; Hypocreales; Nectriaceae. The transcript has 6 exons.
ACGCCGGGGCCCACGUGCCAGUUUUUCAUUCGGACGAACGCGUUUAUCAGCAGGAUACGAGCUCAUCCGCGUCGAGUCUGUCACCAGAGAAUGGUCGACAGGUGCUCGUAAACCCUGGUCAAGACAAUGUCGCUUCCGGCAGUACACGUGCACAUGCCAGCGAUGGGAGUGCAAAAGCCGGGGACCUCCAGGGUUCAUGGACUGUUGUUCAGAAGUCUCCAGUGCAUUUGGGCCAUCCUCCAACAUCAACACCGCGAAGAGGUCCAUAUUGUGGACAGUCGCUACUAGGUUUGAGGCCUGCGACCCGAAGCAGCGGGCAACGGGACCGGGAAAAUUUCCCUUCUCCACCCGGAGACGACUUGGAGGGCGAAGAUCCAUGUGGUGAAGAGGAGCCUGAUUCAGUACCCGGUCGUCAAGGGAGGGGCGUUAGGAAACCACCUGGGUUGCUCCUAUCCCCAGAACAGGAGGGCUCUCCAAGUCGAGAGGAAGGUGCAGCACAAGCGCCUGCACCUGCACCUGCACCUGCACGUCCACUGACCCGAAUUCAGGAAGGACAAAGCCUGAACCUUGAUCCCAAACCAGUCACGCCUAGACCGGAUUUUUCAAAGACAUGCGAUUCCUCUACUUUGCAUUACCGACAUCCCCUCGCCAAUCCAUGUUGCGAUGUCGCCCAAGACUCCCGACAUGAUGAUUCUGACGGCGAUGAUGAAGUGCCUAUUGUAAGAUUUGGUAACCUCAAUUUCGAAGAUGCUUUACAAGACCGUCGCGACCUCGAUGGGGACACGGUUACUGAUUGUUACGUGAAGCCUGUUCCUGUCGCGGUGAUCGGCAGCCAUUCUGCCAAUGACCGACCCGAAGAUAUCGACGGUGACGAUGGUGGUGCUGACGGAAAGUUGAGAGACAGCAGUCAGGUAGGCAGUGACAAAUCUGUUGCUGAAUCAGUAAAUGACCCAGAUGAUGCCGACACAGAGAGCAUUGAAGGUUCCCGAAAAGAUGCCACUAAUUCUCACGUCGUUUCUCAACUUCUAGGUGCAACAACCAUAGAAGAACCGGAUCCAGGAGAGUACACGAGCGACGAUAAUGGAAACAACGUAUCGCCUUCGCCUGUCUCUGAGCAAAAUGCCUUUCUACACUCGGACACCGAUACCUUCGAUCAAGACUCAUCCUCGGAGGCAGUCUCAUUCUACGAGGAUUCCGACUACGAAGACUCUGACCUCGAAGACAACGAGAUGAACGAAGAAGAGGAGUAUUUGUCGGAUCUUUGCGAGGCCAAUGAUGAUAGCCCCGACGCGAACGCCAGCAAUGCCCUUACGCAGUCAAUGACCACAUCCGGAAGACGUCGAUUGACAAGUGAGGAACGCGAGCUUGUUCGACAAACAAGAGAAAUUGGAGCCUGCUGCUUGCCUAACCCCAGAAACCCCGAAGGGAAAUGCAAAACAUGCAAAAGAUUUUCCAAAACCUCUGCGAAAACGAUCCACCGAGUUCCCUGUUUGCGACUCCGAAUCACCGAAAUUGUGCUCUAUCGAAGCGGCGGCCUCAACCUCACUAAACGUUGGGAGGGGAUCGAGAUGCGGGAUGUUUCAAAUCGCCAGAUCAUGUCUCCCAUUGUGAUUCAAGUUUCCCAAGAUUUUUGCAAGAAGCCAAUAUCCAUCGAAGUUGUCCAAUUCGAACCUCAAGAGGGCGAUGUGACAGCUCGGUACUGGACUGAAUGUCACUCUGGAAGGACAACACGCAAGAAGAAGGAGUUGCCAACAUAUUGUCUAAAGAGCAUUUAUGCGACGGCCAACGAAGUCAGACGAUACACUAUAGAGAAUGCGCUUCCUGCAUAUCUCCAUACAAUCAAAGAGGAGUUAAGCUCGGGACGCGAAGGCGGGCCAGUUGUUUUCAGGACCUAUUACAUGAUAUUGACACGCUAUGUGGAACUCAUGAAAGAACACAAGUCUGGGAACGCAAUGUCUCCGGAGGAUGAGAAAGAGGCGAAGAUUUAUGGAAACCUUUUUAUUCUGUGGUGCGCCAUGCAACACACUGUAGGAUCUCUCUACAUACAAGGCGACGAGACACUAGGCAUACGGCCCGAAAACCAAGAUAAAUCCUACCCACUCUACGGCAAGAUAUCGCCCCCGCGCAUGAUCGUUGCUCAGUUCGAUAACCUCGUGUACAACGCGGUUCUCGAGACAUAUAAGGACAAGGUACUCAAGGAUGUCGAUUGGCUCUUCAGUCAAGAUAAAAAUCGGUGGUGGUUCACUGUAUACAAUAUCCUUUUUAUCUUUCUGCGCGAAGUGAGCCGCAUGACUGCAGAUAGAUAUCGACAUGCCAGGCAAAAUUUUGGACCGAAGCCACGAUACUCAAUACCCGGAUUCGUCGAACGUCUCCAUGAAAGUUGUAAUAACAUGCUCACACAUUGGCACUACUACAACUGUAACAAAUGGCCCCAAAGCAAAGACGAAGACAAUGCCGAGCAUUUCGCAAAAAUCGCGGUGGAUGACUUGGAGAUCAUCAAACAGACGCGUGAGGACAAGGUCAUCAAGCGGCAUCUCUCUGUAUGGAAGCAAUACAAGGCCAAUAAUGGCAAAGUGAACGGACUCGUCCUUCGAAAGGACCCAGACACUGUCGACUACACAGGCAGCCAGGAUAAGUAUGACUGGGAUCAUCCACUCUAUUGGGUGGCGCAAAUGUUUGAGAAGAAUUGGUACCCCCAUCCGACGUACCACAGAGAGCUUGUGCCCAAGAAUCCUUUUUCGACACCCGUUUCUACGCCCAAUUGA